Messenger RNA from Meyerozyma guilliermondii ATCC 6260, 1368 nucleotides. RefSeq names its product type 2C protein phosphatase (gene PTC2). Gene Ontology annotation, biological process: protein dephosphorylation. Gene Ontology annotation, molecular function: cation binding; protein serine/threonine phosphatase activity. Lineage: Eukaryota; Fungi; Ascomycota; Pichiomycetes; Serinales; Debaryomycetaceae. Bases 1 to 1368 code for a protein of 455 amino acids. The record is from RefSeq and is a predicted model, not a curated record. The transcript has a single exon.
AUGGGACAAAUCCUUUCACAACCGGUGACCGAAAAGCACUCGGAAUCUGAUGCCAGCAAGCAUUUGGCAUACGGCUUGUCGCUGAUGCAGGGCUGGCGUAUCAAUAUGGAGGAUGCUCAUGCCACCAUUCUCGAUUUUUCUGACUCUGGGUCAUCGGGCAACUCCACCGAAAAGUCUGCCGAAGAGGCACUGGUGGCCUUUUUUGGCGUCUACGAUGGCCAUGGAGGCGACAAGGUGGCUAUAUACACGGGGAAACACCUCCACGAUAUUAUCCGAGGCACCGAAGCGUUUGCUAAGAAGGACUACAUUGGUGCUCUUAAACAAGGUUUUCUUACUUGCGACCAAAAUAUUCUCCGUGAUGAGGAUAUGAAGGACGACGAUUCAGGAUGCGCUGCCACGUCGGUGAUUAUUACGAAAGAUAGCAUUAUUUGUGGAAAUGCUGGAGAUUCACGUACAGUAAUGAGUGUCAAUGGAUUUGCUAAAGCUUUAUCGUUUGACCAUAAGCCUCUGAACGAGGGGGAAAAGGCACGUAUUUGUUCUGCUGGCGGUUAUGUUGACAUGGGCCGUGUAAACGGUAACCUUGCCCUCUCUCGUGGUAUCGGAGAUUUCGAAUUCAAGAAGAAUCUCGACUUGCCUGCUGAAGAACAAAUUGUUACAUGCUAUCCCGAUGUCAUUCUGCAUCCUCUCGAUUUAACCGCUGACGAGUUUGUAAUCCUUGCUUGUGACGGAAUUUGGGACUGUCUCACAUCGCAACAUUGCGUGGAAUGUGUACGUCGUGGAAUUUACGAGCGCAAGCCAUUGACACAAAUCAGUGAGGAGAUAAUGGAAUUAUGUUGUGCUCCAACAAGCGAUGGACUGGGAAUUGGCUGCGAUAACAUGUCCAUCGUCAUUGUAGCACUUUUGGAUGCUUCUCGUAAUGAAACCCUUGAUGAAUGGUACGAAAAGAUCAUCGCCAGAGUCGAUGCUAAUGAUUCGAAAUACGGCCCCAUCUCCAGUCCUUACAGUGAGAUGUAUAAGCAGAUGUACGGAGAAUAUUUUGAGAUUGGCCAGCAGGGUAACCAGCCGUCGCGUGGAGCUGGAGGUGCCGGUGGACAGAACUCCAUGUUCGGCGGACUUCCCGGUUUAAGUCAAUUUAAGCCAGAAGAGGAAGAAGCUGAGGAAGCUGACCAGCAACAAGACGGCGAGGCCAAUGGUGCCAUUUCUCUCCAGAAGCUACUCGCAAGCAAUGCCAUCACCAACGAGAAUGGAGUCAUAUAUCUUGAUACAUCGUCGGCACAAUCACUAUUGGCCCACUUCGGCAUGUCAGAAGACCAGGAAAACGACAAGAUUGAAGAGGAAAGGGAGAGUGAAAGUGACGACAAGGAGUAG